CAUCGCCCAAACGCUUCCCAGAAGCACCACGCUGAGCCGUCCGGAAGAUGAACAGCAUGAGUCUCAAGCCAGGCCACGCCGAAGAAUUCUCCCGAAGCUGGACGCACAGUUUUGCUCUCUCCCGAGAGGAUCUGUGGAGUACACCGUGCCUGCAUUUAUUGCCGCCGAGCUGCAAAGUCAUUGUGCUGGACUCGACUCUGCCGAUAAAGAAAGCCCUUGCUGCGCUGAUCCAAAAUGGCGUCCAGUCUGCGCCGAUUUGGGACUCGUCCUCGCAGACGUUCAAUGGCAUGCUCACAGUCACCGAUUUUAUCCACUUGAUCAUAUCCUUCUACGACAAGAAAAAGUCGCUCAUCUCCGCGAUCGAGGAGAUCGAUCUGCUGCAGGUGUCGUCGCUGAAAGAUUCGGAAGUAGCCGAGGGCCUGGUGAGGUCGUCCAACGUCGUAGCUCACCCUCUCCAGUCCAUCUAUGAGGCUGCGCGACUGCUUCUCGACAACCAGCUGCAUCGCCUUCCGCUCGUCGACAAGCACAACGGCAGCGAAAUCAUCGUUUCGGUGCUCACACAAUACAAGAUCCUCAAGUUUGUUUCGUCGCAUCUUGUCAACAUUGAUCGGCUCUCCAUGUCUAUCCGAGAGACGGGCAUUGGAACGUAUGACAACGUCGCAACAGCAACUCCCGAAACGCCCAUCAUCGACAUCAUCAAGAUAUUUAUCGACAAGAAAGUAUCCGCCGUGCCGAUUGUGGAUAACGAUGGCAAGGUUCUAGAUGUCUACGAAAAGUACGAUGUUCUGAUGCUGGCACGAGACAGCGAGCACUUCAACGUCGACAUGCCAGUGAGCGAGUCGUUGAGCAAGCGAUCUCCUGACUUUGAGGGAAUUCAUAUAUGCACUCCAUCGGACACGCUCGGCAGGCUCUUGGAGACCAUCCGACGGACAGUUGUUCAUCGGUUCGUCAUCACGGAAAACAAUCGCCUCCAUGGUGUGCUGUCUCUGUCGGACAUUCUUCGAUACAUUAUGUUUGUGUAAAGCCGCACGGGUGCCUACGCCCAACCCUGGUCGGAUGGCGAUUAUUGCCUGUGAUCCGAGAAGCCGGGGGGGUGCCUCUGCCUAUCUGGUUUUAAGAUACCGACACUCUCGACGCGGGGAUCCAAUAUAGCUUGCUCCCGAGAUCAUGGGGCGGUUGCCUGCGAUGCCGAGCUUGGCGGGACUGGUCCAGGGCGCUGGACGGGCCGUGGCGCAG
This is a messenger RNA of Polychytrium aggregatum, 1236 nucleotides long. RefSeq lists its product as uncharacterized. The transcript is spliced from 10 exons. The record is from RefSeq and is a predicted model, not a curated record. NCBI's taxonomy places the organism in Eukaryota, Fungi, Chytridiomycota, Chytridiomycetes, Polychytriales. Bases 48 to 1022 code for a protein of 324 amino acids.